CUUCUCGAGUACGAGUAAGCUCACCGCAACACAUGCUAGGGUAGGCUACCCGUAGGAAUUCUUCCAUUUGCCAUCCAAUCCCUACUGUAACCAUCGCCGUACUGGUACCCUACCGAGAGACUACCGCCCGCCUCGACAAAGAAUUUUCAUAGACAACUAUGUCCAGACAGACACCUUCCCCCUUUGGCAAUCUGAAACGCCUCUUCCUGCCCGGCCUCUUCUACUCGUAUUUGAUAGUACAAUACUUGUGCAUCGCGUCGUCGUACGUCGUCGUUCUCGAAAUUAUCGCGCCUCUUGAUAGACGCUUACUCGGCCAAACAUGGCAGGGGAAGGCCUGUGCUACCGGGGAUCCUACAGGACACGGUGGCUCGAGGUGGAGGCCAGCAAGCUAGGAGAUCGCGAAAGGAGUGCUGCUGUCGUGGAGACGCGUGGUAUGCUUUGUCACGGCCCUUUACCGCCUUCGGUUGGUGUUCCUCACUUCUCUUCACGGAGCUCCAGACGUCCUAGGUGCACCAUAACCUACACCCAAAUGCUGUGGUGGCUGUAUGCGCUCAGGACCUGCCUGCUAUCUAUCGUUCGAGCUACCAUUUCACAUAUACCCGAGGAAAUUUCCGUUAAUAUGGACCAAUGUCUUACCAUCAUAAACUUUCAUGUCAAAGAUUGCAAGCAUCUUUGACGUUCUGGCUAAUAUUUCAUAACUGUGCUAUUCCUAAUUCAAUGUCGUAUUAUUUUCAAGGAGCAAUGUCACUUUCAAGACUACGGUGGUGGUAUAGCCGACGCCAGUAACGUCCAUUGGUUUUUUCCAGCCCGUGACCACAGGCAAUUGCGUCUCUCGGGGA
Messenger RNA from Aplosporella prunicola CBS 121167, 839 nucleotides. RefSeq lists its product as uncharacterized. The record is from RefSeq and is a predicted model, not a curated record. The transcript has a single exon. NCBI's taxonomy places the organism in Eukaryota, Fungi, Ascomycota, Dothideomycetes, Botryosphaeriales, Aplosporellaceae. Bases 159 to 392 code for a protein of 77 amino acids.